ACUUGGAUGGAGGAUUCCAGCGGAGCGAGGAGGGACUUUCAAGUGUUGGAUCAGGGAAACCACAGGUCUGUGCUCCUUCACUGACACUCAGACCAGGCUGAAGGGCAGCUGAAGAGAUGGACAGAUGGAACCAGGAGGCAGACGAGGCCCUGGGCUGACAUGGACCUACAUGACCUCUCUGUCUGACUCCUGAGGACUCCGUUACAGGACAGAUGACCGGCCACCACAGGGACUAAAAUCCAGCAGAAGUUGGAAGGAGUACAAUCAAAGAGUUGGACAUGACUAAGGGCACUAUGGAUUUAUACAAGUGUUUCAUCUUGGUUUUCUUCAAUAUUCCCCUACAAGUUUAUUGUCAGGUUGGACCUCGAGCUCACGCUGAGGAGAGGCUGCUCCAGAAUCUGUUUGCGCAUUACAAUAAGCUCUCUAGACCUGUUGAAAACACUACGGACACAGUGCUAGUCCACUUCGGACUUUCGAUCGCGCAGCUUAUUGAUGUGGAUGAAAAGAACCAGAUGAUGACCACAAAUGUCUGGGUCAAGCAAGAAUGGAACGAUUACAAACUCCGGUGGAACCCGGAGGAAUACGAAAACGUCACCUCCAUCCGUAUCCCCUCAGAGAUCAUUUGGAGGCCUGACAUUGUCCUCUACAACAAUGCUGAUGGCGACUUUGCAGUAACUCACCUCACGAAGGCGCAUCUGUUCUAUGAUGGUCGGAUAAAGUGGAUGCCACCGGCCAUUUACAAGUCUUCAUGCAGCAUAGAUGUUACCUUUUUCCCCUUUGACCAGCAAAGCUGCAAGAUGAAGUUUGGCUCAUGGACUUACGACCGAGCCAAGAUUGAUCUGAUCACGAUGUCCAGCAAUGUGGACCAGAUGGACUACUGGGAGAGCGGGGAGUGGGUCAUUGUUAAUGCUGUGGGCAAGUACAAUACAAAGAAGUAUGAGUGCUGCACAGAGAUCUACUCAGACAUCACAUACUACUUCAUCAUCCGGAGGCUCCCGUUGUUCUACACUAUCAACCUCAUUAUCCCCUGUCUCCUGAUCUCCUGUUUGACAGUGCUGGUGUUUUAUUUGCCGUCACAAUGUGGAGAGAAGAUCACCUUGUGCAUCUCAGUGUUGCUGUCAUUAACUGUAUUCCUCCUGUUGAUCACAGAGAUUAUUCCGUCAACAUCACUGGUGAUUCCUCUAAUUGGCGAGUACCUGCUGUUCACCAUGGUCUUUGUCACUCUGUCCAUCAUAAUUACUGUCUUUGUGCUGAACGUACAUCACAGAUCACCCCAAACCCACGGCAUGCCUCACUGGGUGCGGAGGGUAUUCUUGGAUAUGGUGCCGAGAGUUCUGUUCAUGAAGCGUCCACCAGGCACGGCCAAGCAGCACUGCAAGAAGCUCAUUGAGUUGAUGCACCGACCCCCCACCAUAUCUGCAACAGGCAACUCACAGGCGUUUUGGUCUGGGUUAGAGACAGGGUUGAGACAGAUAAGCCAGGUGGAGACUACCAUCCUGAAGACUCCAUCAGACAGUCCAAGCAUCCUUGUCUGCUCACCUUCCCCAGCCUCAUCCCCGAAUGCAGACUGCAAUGAGGAUGCUCACUCAGUGAAGGCCAACAUGUUCUGCCGGACCUUGUCUGGUCAGUAUUCAGUUCUCUCUGAGAAACUUUCCUUACGUGGACACAACUCUGCAGCUUCUUCUUCUUCCCAAUUGUCGUUACCCCCAACGCUGCCAAUGGGACCCAUUCGCACAUUAUCUAGGGAAGAGCCCAAUUUGCUUGCCCCGAAUGGUCGAUCCCACAGUGUAGAGCAAAUGUGUGACCAUCAGAAGGAACUUCCACUUAUUGGGCAUCGGUGCCGAUCCCGCAGCUUCCAGUACUGCUGUCUGCAUGAUGAAGGGACAGGAGUCAUUGGGAUCAUAGGACAGGUGAAGAAACAAGCCCCUUUGGAUCACCUAGCAGAAACUCUCACAGCAGAGACCACUAAAGAUGCGAGUACCCAACAGGACACUGUGGUUACAACAAUUUCUCCGGCUAUGCUACGAGCCAUAGAGGGAGUUCAGUACAUCGCUGAUCAUCUCAGGGCAGAGGACGCAGAUUUCUCAGUGAAGGAGGACUGGAAGUAUGUGGCCAUGGUCAUUGACAGGAUAUUCCUCUGGAUGUUUGUACUGGUGUGUAUACUGGGAUCUGUGGGACUCUUUCUUCCUCCGUGGCUGGCUGGAAUGAUCUAGACUAUUUCAUUGAUGCAAAGAACACUGACUCAAAGACUUCCUGUUGUAAUUGUAAAAAAAAAAAAAAAAGGAACGGCUCAUCAAUUUUCUUUUCAUUUCCUAUUUUUUUAAAGUAACUACAAGUCACACUCCUUGCUCUUGUCCCAUGUUAUCAGAAGGUUACUCAUGAAGGAUUGAGAUUAAUUAUCUAUCAUUGAUCUCAGUGGGAAUAUAAAUUCUUUAUAAGGUCAAAGGCCAGCAGAGAAAAUAUCCACCUGCAACACUACAUCUUGACAUUGAGCUGUGAAGCCCGGGCUGUCACCUUCAUAAAACCACACAGGAUGGGACUUUCACCUAUUACAACAACACAAAACACUACAAAGAGACCGUGAGUCUGUAAAGAGACGUUGUUUCAGAUUUUCUCACCAUUCUUACUACCAUAGGAUCUAAACAGUAGACUUCAGUGAUCUGAUAUGUUUCUUGCAGCAGAAGAACAUUGUUUAUGUUUGAUGACUAGGCUCCAACGUCAUCAGUCCACAUAGUUUUAGUUUUAGUUUUACAUGCAGAAAUUGAGCAGUGAUGAGCUUGUAUCUUAAACCCCUUAUAGUCAGAGCCUGCAGGUGGAUGCGGGGAGGUGGUGUGGCUGAAAGUUUGAGCGCAGCAUUUAUUCAAGGAAGUGAUGGUGAGCAGAGGCAGAGAACAGAAAUCUUGCAGCUUAAAUAGGCCGCCACGUUGGGAGGAUACGCUGUCACAUGGUCGUGGGAAUGACGUGUGUUUGCGAUGUUGCUGGCCUGGCCUAGCUGGCAGAAGUUGCUCCAUUUCUGGUAUCUUGACAGUGGCACAAUUGACAAUGUAGUGCUCUACAAAGUAUUAUUCAGUCAUUGGUGUUUCCCUGCACUGGUUCCUGAGAAAUAAACACGUGGAAGUAUUCUUUGGAAAGAUUUUUGUAUGCUCUCAGGUCAAACAUUACUUUAAUGAUCACUUACAAGUUAAGCAUAAAAACAUGUUCGGAUCCAUCUGCUGUCAUCUGGGGAGAAUUUUUUUUCUCGGCUCCAGGUAACUCUUAGUAGAUGUUCUAUCUGAGGCUCCUUUUUUCAAGUUCUGGUCUUUUUUACGAUUAGACUAGCAACUUCAGUUGUAAAAACAGAGUUGGACUUGCGAGUAAAUAUUUUUAUUUUAUUUUUUACACUCUAAGACCUUCUGUCACAAGUUUUUUUUAACACUGCUCAUAGUGUGUCAUGAAGAUGCACAAAUUACUCCUUUGUGUCUCACUGAGGCGCACAAGGUUCAGGCUGCUUUCCUCCUCUCUGAAACACUGUAACACUGAAACUGUCUGUCUGCCUCAUCUGCCUUUCUACGUCUGUAGCUCUUACAGUCGUUCCAACUAUCUAAUUUAGCAGCAGAUGGGUUUAUGAUGGAAUAAGUUUGUUCCCCAGUGUGUCUCAUUUAGGUGCUAGAGGGCACCUUGGUUGACAUAUAAGAUGCUGAAGGCCAUUACAGGCAGCUCAACUUAGGAAUGGGAAUGUGCUGUGAAUUUAAUGCAGAUAUCUGUUCAUCAGGGCUGAUAAAAAGUAAUUAAACUGGAAUCAGAUGAGAGCUGAUGGAUUCUGGGAUUGCAUUUUGGACAAUGCCACAGUUUUUGUUUGCUACAUGCAGUAUUGUCCUGCAUACAACCAAAGCAAGUUCACUCUUACUCGGUCAGUACUAUGCAGACUACAAGCAGAGACACUUCAGACCCUGAAAAUCAAGACUCUUUUGCUUUUAAUUCUGUCUUUGUUUAUUCUGCAUAUAUCUGUUUGUUGGGAAAUGCUCACAUGAACUCAGAUUUUUUAAUCCCAGCAGUUAAAUAAACACAUUAUUCAGUAUUUCUUAUACACAGUGUCCUAACUGCAUGUAAGCGAGGCAGCACUGAGCAACACAGCCUGUUUCAAUGUGUAUUCCUGUCGUUUGCACUGACAUCGGUGAGGAGAAGUUAAUUUGCAUGGUUCAGAUUAGAGUACUGGGAUCCUUGUUUCACUACAAAACUUCAUUCAUGGUUGAAGGGGGAUUGCUAAGGUGCUUGGAGUGUUCAGAAAAAAGCUGCUUCUUGAAUGUCCUUCGCUGUCUUGCACAACAGAGCUUGUUAGAUUAAUAUACAAAAUGAAGAGACUGGUACAUUAAUAAUAUCCCCAUCAGUGAUUUAAGUAUUGAGCCAUGACUUGUGUUAACACAAUUGGCAGUUUGUUUUUUUCUGAAGUGCAAAUGUAGAAACAGAAGAGAUACUCGUCCAUCUUAAACAUCUCCAGCUGGUCUCCUGUGAACAGCUGAGAGCAAUGUUUUUUUUACGUGACGUAUUCAACGUUUAUAUUAGACAGAUGCAGUGUGGCCAGUGAAUGUCCAUAGCUAUGUGAUACAACGCAAUAUCAGACGCUUGCAUGCUGUUAGGACACAGUGUUAGACAUUUUAUUUGUGAAUACCACAGCACUUGAGUGUUAACCAGGUGGGAUUUAAAAUAUUUCCCAAAGCCACCAAAAAAGUCAAGUGGACGUUCAAGUUUUCCUUUGCUUGAUAUGUGUGUAGAAAAGAAUAGGAAUGAUCCGUCUAGUUUUAUUUCUAAGCAUGAUUUUCAAGGCCAUUACUAUGAAUUUUAGAAAUUAAUAUUUAGAGUUUUAAAAGUAUAUAAAUAUAUAACAGCACUUGCAUUUCACAGACAUUUCUACGAGUAUGUUGAAUAAAGAAAAACCAGUCUCCUCUCUGCAUUUUCACGCAGUGUGAACAACCUGAUCUGAUGGGAAUGUAAUGGCUUUAUACUGCAAGAUGAAAAGGUUUCUUGCAGUGACAGAUAGAGGGGGGAGCUGCAGGCUGAUAGUGAAGUGUCUUCUGAAUGUUUAUCUCCUUCAGUAAAACAAAAGACAAACACGUCAAGAGAGAUGCCAGUGAGCGAAGAAGUAACAGAUAUCUUAAGUUUAAGACAUGGAGGUAUGUAAGGACAUAAUAAAGGUGGUUAACCUGCUCCCAUACAUACAGUACUUUUAUUGUUUUUUAUUCAUGUUAAUGAGAUUCAUUUAAAAGACAAGUUUAUUAAACAUCAUAACUUGUUAACCUUGUCUACAUGUGGGGUUAAGGUAUGAGUUUUUUGCCAAUAUGCACAAUAUAUGACCAAUGGAAAGACCAGAGACUGAACCCAAAAGUUCCCACACACCCUUAUGAUAGCCCAGAUAAGGUUAGUUUAUUUGAUUAAAGAGACUAUAUGCUAAUCUUCUCUGCACAACUACAAUAGAUAAAAGUUUUCUCCUAGCUUUUUUUAAUUUAAUGUAUAAGUCUGGUUUCUGUUCUUUCGUACCUUCUGACUCUGUAUUAAGGUUUCAGUCCUUUGUUUCUGAAAACCAACCAUGCCCGUGUUUUGAAUUUCAAAUUCUUCUUUUGUCCUUUUCCUCCGGUGUGACAUGUAUUUGGGAGCAUCCCUGGGUUUCUUUGUCUCACUUGAACAGUUUUACAUGUUGUCAUUUUUAUCUAUUUUGUGUGCAAUGAAAUAAAGCUACCCUGAAAGAGGAA
Notolabrus celidotus (New Zealand spotty) is the source of this 5726-nucleotide messenger RNA. Its product is annotated as neuronal acetylcholine receptor subunit alpha-2-like. The transcript is spliced from 6 exons. The record is from RefSeq and is a predicted model, not a curated record. Gene Ontology annotation, molecular function: transmembrane signaling receptor activity; acetylcholine-gated monoatomic cation-selective channel activity. Gene Ontology annotation, biological process: nervous system process; chemical synaptic transmission; monoatomic ion transmembrane transport. Gene Ontology annotation, cellular component: neuron projection; postsynaptic membrane; synapse. The coding region runs from base 279 to 2213 and encodes 644 amino acids. NCBI's taxonomy places the organism in Eukaryota, Metazoa, Chordata, Actinopteri, Labriformes, Labridae.